GACAAACAAGCAUCUCUUCACGGUCUGACCGACACGCCGUCCACUGCAACUGGCAAAGUUGAUCGGCAGCCGUGGUGGCCGCGGUGCUUCUCUGGCUUGUUCAUCGAUAGAGCUGUGCUUGACGUGCGACGCGUGGCCUCGGUGCAGCGUGCCGCCAUCCCACUCAGCCCCUCCACCACCACCAAACGACAGUCUAAGCCCAAGCCACACCGAUCUAGAACACCGCACACCAACAAGUGAGGGAGAAAGUUUGGCGCGACCUCACUAUUUGUGCUGUUGCAGCCGCAUUGGAUCAGCAUGAUCGCAACAUCGUCGCCAACAUGGAGUCCCCGUCCGCAACGGAAACAAAGCACGACCCGCUCGCUCUGCCCUCGCCAGAGAAGCUGAGAGAGAUUGAGCGGCAGCAGAAUGAGAGAGCUGCAGAGAUCCGCGCCAGACGCAGGCGUGCGACGGUCGACGAGAGAACCAAUGCCGCCGAGAUCAUUCAGCGGAAUUUUCGGGGCCAUCAGGCCCGCAGAGCCAUGAAAGGAUAUGCCCUAGAUCCCAGCACCCGAUGGCUUGAGGCGCUCAAAGAUGCCGAAUACAGCAGGCUUACGAGACCAGUCUCGAAUGUGCAACGCUUUAAUGAAUCUCCUACAGCGGCGGAUCGGGUGAAGAAGAGGUGGGCGCAGGCGAGUGCCGCUGCGAGGCAUGCGGGGAGCGACAACACCAGUGAUGAGGACGAUGACGAUCAUGCGAGUCAAGCGGAACUGAGAGACAAGAGGCGAAAACAGAAGCAGGAGCGGGAAAAGUACGCCAAAGUCAUGGGGUUGGAAUAUUUUCUGGAAAUGGUCGAUCAGAAACAUCGUUACGGCAGUAAUCUGCGCAGAUAUCACAAGGAGUGGAUGACGCGUGACACAAAGGAAAACUUCUUCUACUGGCUGGACUAUGGCGAAGGGAAAUCUGUCGACCUUCCAGAUCGGCCACGAGAGCGGCUGGACCGAGAACAAGUCAGGUACUUGAGCCGCGAGGAACGGAAAAGGUAUCUUGUCAACAUUGAUAAGCAAGGUCGGUUCGUGUGGAACAAAGAUGGGAAGCCCAUCACCACGUCUCUGGAUUUUAAAGACAGCAUCGACGGGAUUGUGCAUUUGAGUGAUGACACACCAACCUGGCGAGAAGUAACGACAGGCGUAAAACCAGAGCCAAGGCGAUAUGAUUCCUCGGACGAUUCCUCCUCGAUAGCAUCGGACAUCAGCACCGGAUCUCACGAGGACUCUUCAAAAUAUGCGAACGAGGAGUUCCAUGAUGCCAAAGGCUUGAAUAAACUUAAUCACAUCAGCGUCGACACUCUAAUGAAUCACCUUCUACGCAAGACGACAAAGAAGAAUACGUGGAUAUUUGUCGCGGACACUUCUUUCCGAUUAUACGUGGGCAUCAAACAAUCUGGCGCCUUUCAACACUCUUCAUUUCUCAAAGGCGCUCGUGUCGCAGCAGCAGGGCUCAUCAAAAUUAAACGAGGUCAAAUCCGCAAACUCUCGCCGCUUUCUGGCCACUACGCCCCUCCUGUUCGCAACUUCCGCGAGUUCCUGAAGAAUCUCAAAGAAGAAGGCGCGGAUCUCUCUCAUCUCAAUGUUUCGCGCAGUUAUGCUGUCAUUCUUGGCCUGGAGGGCUAUUUGACAGUGAAGCAACGAGCUAAAAAUGUCAAGCAGGGAGCGAAAGAUAUGAUUGAUCCUGAGGAGAAGAAACGUCGAUUAGAGGCGGAAAAGGAUAAGAGUCAGUCUGCGCAGAGAGAACGGGAAGUGCUAGCGAUGGAGCAGAAUCAGCAGAGGAGUCGGAGUAUGUCGCAGAGGUUUAUCAAGAAGAUGGGUUUGGCGAAGUGGGGUGACAGCGAAGGCAUGGGAACACUGGCUGAGACCGAGUUGGCGAAAGGCGAGACAACUUCUCUUCCGCAGAAUGGCGAUGUGGUGGGCGGUGCCAGUUCACUUUCUGCUGCGAGUGGGCCUGCUCUGGGCAGCGGUCAACAGCCUCCUGCGACUGUGGGAAAGAGUGCUACGAUUGCGAGUGGAACUCCGGCUGCGGAUGCGAGGAAAAGAGAUCGUAUGAAGGGGAAGUUGCUGGGAAGUUAG
Messenger RNA from Cercospora beticola, 2105 nucleotides. RefSeq lists its product as uncharacterized. NCBI's taxonomy places the organism in Eukaryota, Fungi, Ascomycota, Dothideomycetes, Mycosphaerellales, Mycosphaerellaceae. Gene Ontology annotation, molecular function: protein binding. The record is from RefSeq and is a predicted model, not a curated record.